AUGCCUAACUCAAGUGAGCAGUCGCAUUUUGGUGGCUCUCUGGGCCAGCGUGGUGUAGAAUGGUCUGAAGGUCAGAACGACAGGGCGGCAAGUCGCUGUCGCUACUGUGGCACCGUUGCUGGUCAUAGGAAUUCUUUGGCACUGGAUGGAGACGCUGGAGUGGGGUUUCACCAUCACCUAGAUCUCGGUGAGAAACCAGAUCCAGACUUCCAGCCCUCCCUGUACAGGCAGAUCCAUCAGGACCGGCAAGGGCAGCAGCUACUAAGGAAAAACUCUGUGCCCGAGCUAAGCAACAGCCUCUACCUCAGGCAAAUGAUGGCAGGCCGUGCCUCUGCACCACCUCAGGAUUACUACCUAUCUGACGCUACCUUACCUGGUCAGCUAACCGAAGAGUCAGGGUUUUAUAGGGAUAACCACCACCUGCUCACCAGAUCAGCCUUGCAUUAUGGGCCUAGCAAUGGGGGGGUGAGGCCUACCUGGGAUCAAGGACAGACAAGAGCCACACCUUCCGUGCUGCCCUCUGCUUCAACACCUACUCCCGCACCUCCUCCCCCGCCUCCUCCUCUUCCCGUUCAUGAGCUGAGCCGUUUGUACAGGGAAACUCUGGGAUCUAAGAUGAUCCCGGACAUCCACCGUAUUGGUGGCCGCUUUUCCUCUCCUGCAGUCUAUGGGGAUCAGCCCCCUCAUCCUAUUUACUCUGCUGAGCCACCGUCUUUCUCUGCUCACCAAGCGUAUAACAAUUUCAACAGCUUGUCCCUGGACCCCCGCCGGCUACCUGCCACCUGUUCAGGGGUGGACCCAGCUUCUCAGGGAAUGGACGGAGCUCUCCCCCGGGCUUAUGGAGCUGUAGCCUCCCAGAGGUUUUCUUAUGACCAAAACUAUGAUCCCAGCUCAGCCACAGCUGGAAUGUCAUCCAGCGUGCCUCAUCACUAUCCCAGCACUGCAGACCCCAAGAGGAUGGUGGACCCUGCCUUCUUGGCUUUCCUGCGAGCUGAAGGCUUGGCCGAGAGCACUAUUACUCUCCUGCUGCAACAUGGCUUUGAUUCCACUGCCAUGCUAGGAAUGAUGGAGGACCAUGAUGUCCGCUCUGUGGCCCCUAAUUUGGCCCAGGCCCGCGUUCUGUCCCGGGUGGCGCUUGGUUGCAAGGAGAGCGGGACAGUUAUGCGUGCUCGAUCCAAUAGCUUUAGCUAUCGCAAUGACGUCUACAUGCAGCCCCAGGGUUUGACCAUGGACGCCAGCCUGAUGCAGCAACCUCCCACCUCCAUCCAGAACGCGUCCCCCAGGAUGGGAGAGUUUCUUGGUAGAAGACCCAGCAGCGCACCCUCCCAGCACCUCCUGGAGACCACUUCCUACCAAGCAGCACGGCAACUGGCAGCUGGAGCUUUGCCGCUCAGCGCUGGAGGAUAUAGUAGUGCUGUGACUCAGGGAAGACCCGUCUCCAUGUACAAUGCCCAUACCGGUCUUGCCAUGUCUGCUCUUGGACAACAGCCUCCACCAGCCCCGGGCACCCCUGGAGCAGUGCCCAAAACCUUCUCUGGCUCCUAUUCCCCCAUGGAGCUGAUGAAGAGAGCCCCCAACCUUCCCCCACCAUUGCCAGUAGCAGCGCCAAGCCCACUUCACAGCCCCCAACUUCUCCGGAAAGGGAUCAAUGCUGCCCCUGAGAGUACCAAUGCUCCUGCAACUUCUUCCUCCACUCACCAAGUGCAAAACCUUAACAACAGCAAGAUGGUAGGACGUCGCACUGGUCCACCUGUCAUAGUCUCAACCAUGGUCACCACACCUGACACAAGUAUUCGGCCCCAAAUCAUGAAUGGGCCAAUGCAUCCUCGCCCCCUGGUGGCGCUUCUAGACGGGCGCGACUGCACCGUGGAGAUGCCCAUCCUGAAAGACUUGGCAACUGUUGCCUUCUGCGAUGCUCAGUCCACACAGGAGAUACAUGAGAAGGUGCUCAAUGAAGCAGUGGGAGCCAUGAUGUACCACACCAUCACCCUGACCAGAGAGGACCUGGAAAAGUUCAAAGCCCUACGCAUCAUUAUCCGCAUUGGCAGCGGCUACGACAACAUCGACAUCAAGGCUGCUGGAGAGCUGGGCAUUGCUGUGUGUAACAUUCCCUCGGCAGCUGUGGAGGAGACGGCAGACUCCACCCUGUGCCACAUCCUCAACCUUUACCGACGGAACACCUGGCUUUACCAGGCUCUCCGGGAGGGCACGCGGGUCCAGAGCGUGGAGCAGAUCCGCGAGGUGGCGUCCGGCGCCGCCCGCAUCCGUGGCGAAACCCUUGGCCUCAUUGGCUUCGGUCGUUCUGGCCAGGCAGUGGCGGUGCGUGCCAAGGUUUUCGGCUUCAACGUCAUCUUCUAUGACCCCUACCUGCAGGACGGCCUGGAGCGCUCGCUGGGCGUCCAGCGUGUCUACACCCUGCAGGACCUGCUCUACCAGAGCGACUGCGUCUCCCUGCACUGCAACCUGAACGAACACAACCACCACCUCAUCAACGACUUCACCAUCAAACAGAUGCGUCAGGGUGCGUUCCUGGUCAACACUGCACGGGGAGGCCUGGUGGAUGAGAAGGCCCUGGCCCAGGCGUUGAAGGAGGGCAGGAUACGUGGAGCUGCCUUGGACGUUCAUGAGACGGAGCCCUUCACUUUUGCUCAGGGCCCACUGAAAGACGCUCCGAACCUGAUCUGCACGCCACACACUGCAUGGUACAGUGAGCAGGCCUCUCUGGAGAUGAGGGAGGCAGCAGCCACCGAGAUCCGAAGAGCCAUCACCGGCCGUAUCCCUGACAGCCUAAGAAACUGUGUCAACAAGGAGUUCUUCGUCACCACGGCAGCAUGGGCAGUUAUGGAUCAACCAGGCGUUCACCCUGAGCUCAACGGUGCCGCCUACAGAUACCCGCCGGGUGUAGUUGGAGUGGCUCCGGGUGGCAUCCCGGGGGCGUUAGAGGGUAUGGUGCCAGGUGGGGUGCCCAUCGCCCACACACUGCCCUCUGGUACGCAUCCCUCCCAGGCCCCGUCGCCCAACCAGCCCUCCAAACACGGCGAGACCAGAGAGCACCUCACCGAGCAAUAGCAGCAGAAGGGAUACAAACGGCAACUUCUCAUCCGACCUGUCGACACUCAGAACCAACCAAUCACAAAGCAACCGACCAACUGGGACCAAGAGACAGUGAAACAACACAAGCGGCUGCCUGUUAAAUCAGUCAGCAACUGGGAACAAAGGAAGUGUUCCGAGGAAUUUGUACUUUUAAUGUUUUAGUUUUUACUCUGUCUCUUUGGGUUCAGUACUGACUUUACUCUUUGAUGAUGAUGGGUUUUUUGUUUUUUUCUUCGGGACAUGCCUAUGAUUGUGGACACAGAGUCCAAUGUUUUUAGCGCUACGGGAUUACCCGACGAGACUCUGUCCCGCCCCCCUACACCUCAGAGCUCAUGGGAAACGUAGGCCCACAUCUCAACACACCAUUGGGCGAACAAGAGAAAAAAACUUUGGCAUCAUGUGCUACUGGACCUUAUCCCCCCCCCCCCAUCCCCUUCCUGAUCCUCCCCACCUCUCCUCCUGUAACUAAUGUGUGUUGUUUAGGCCCCCUCAUUAUGCCUCAGAAGAGAAUUUUUUUCUUCAGUGUGAAUGACUAAAAAUGAAUUAUUGACUAUAUAUAUUUAUCAUUCGUCAAACAAAAGGAAAAGAUUGCUCAUCAGUUAUAAUAUAGUAAUCGAGAGUGGGUUUUAACCCUUUCCUGGCUAGAAGACAUACAACAGCUGUUGCAGUUACAGGAUUUCACCACUUGAGGGCGCUUCUUCACAGUGAGGAAUUUUUCUGCACCUGUGACUAUUGAGACCACAAGUUGCUCCAAUAUAUUGUGAUUUAGUUUCUUUCAGUGAAAAACAUUCAAUUCAUACAUUUGAUAGUAGCUGAAUUUUGACAUUACGGUAAAUGGAUUUAGCGGGAGCUGCAAGCUACGAUUUUGUCUUUAGUUAAGAGUUGAUGGGUCAGGACGACUGAGAAUUUUUUUUUUUUUUUUUUUUUUUAAAUCAUAAAAAAAUAAUGAAGUUGGUGUGACUGUAUCUGAUUCUUCUAUUGACAGCCGGACAUUUCUGACAGCCAAUGGACAACCAAUAUUAACUGUGAUACGUUCUUAGCAGCGCACAGAACAAUCUGUGCGCUGCUGAGCACAUAUCACAGUGAAGACAGGAAAGGGUUCAAGCUAACUUCAUUUCUUAAUGACUCAGGAAAACACCUUUUUGCAGAUAUUGUUUAAUCCCAGAAUUUGUCUUUGAGGUAAAAAACAAAAACAAAGUUAAGACCAAUCUGGUUAGUCUGAAUAUUUUCUCUCCUCCCUCCUAUCCAUUGUGGUAUUUUUAUAUACAAGGCACAGCCCAUGUUUUUGGUGUUAAAGAGUUUUGAAAAGUCCUGUUAGAUUUGUAUUGCCUAGUUAAAUGUUCCUAUAACCAUAGUCCUAUGUGAUCCGCCCUCUCUCUUCUCUCCUUAUAUUUUCUUUGUCCUAUUGAAGGCCAGGUUCUUGGGGCAUCCUGUACUCUUGUAAGAGCAAUAGCAGAAACUCCUACUUAGUGUCCCAACAAUAGCAGAAGAGGCAGCCAGCAGUAUGUUUUUGUUUUUAGUGUGAGUAUUUGUAUUUGUUUCUUGUACAAGGUGAACAUUUAGCAUUCAGUGCAGUUCAAAUAAAAGAUACAAUUCUGAGAACCA
Messenger RNA from Perca fluviatilis (European perch), 4698 nucleotides. It is a transcript of the gene ctbp2l, whose product is annotated as C-terminal binding protein 2, like. The record is from RefSeq and is a predicted model, not a curated record. Gene Ontology annotation, molecular function: oxidoreductase activity, acting on the CH-OH group of donors, NAD or NADP as acceptor; NAD binding; transcription corepressor activity. Lineage: Eukaryota; Metazoa; Chordata; Actinopteri; Perciformes; Percidae. The transcript is spliced from 9 exons. The coding region runs from base 1 to 3069 and encodes 1022 amino acids.